UCGGUACACAACUUAACCAUCGCCGCACCCGAGCACGAGAGCCUCGCCGGCGUCGCCUCCACCAUCCCCUCCCCGCGGCGCGCACGCCGCCGGCGCGGCCCACCAGUUGCCGCGCGCCCCGCGGACGCCCAGCAGGUCGGCGCCCAGCCGCGCGAGGUGGGCCCGCGUCAGGUUGUGCAUGUUUCGCUUGCCCUUGAGGCGCGACGACCGCGAGAGGUGGUUCAGCACGGCGUAGCGCCCCCCUUCGAUCGUCGACCGCGACGGCUUCGAGAGCGUCGCCGGCGGCAGGGGCGCCACGACGCACGCGCCCUCGCGGAUCGUCGCCGCCAGCAGCGGCUGGUCGCGGAUCGACGACCGCUUCACCGCGCGGCCGUGCGCCGGGAUGGCCGCAGCGACGCGGGCGCCCCACGCGCGCAGGCACCGCGCCGACCGCGUCCGGUGGGCGAAGAAGACGCCGCCGUGGUACGGCUCGCGCAGCAGCCGCGUCCUGUCGUGCGCGUCGGCCGUGACGGCGGCCUCGUCGUAGGCCGCGAGCGUCGUCGCGGGGUCCCGGAACGCGGCGAGCGCCGCGGCGACGAGCGGCCCGACUGGGGCCCCCGCGACGACGUCCACGUCGACGUACCACACGACGUCCUCGCGAACCACGUCCAGCAGCCGCAUCUUCAGUUGCUUGUAGAGGAUCGACGCGCCCUGCUGGCAGCGCGGCUCGACGCGCACCGGCACCUGCGCGGGCGGUCGCGAUGGCUUCGCGGCGCGUCGGCGACACUCCAAGCCGAAGAGACCGCCCCGUUCCGCGCGGACCGCCGCCACGGUCGUCGUCGCCGGCGCGCACGCCGGCCGGUCCGUGAGCGCGUAUAUCGCGCCCGCGAAGGCGCCAGGCCCCCGAAGGCUCCGGACGCACAUGCCGAACAGCGCUUCUCCCGCCAACCGGCCGCAGGCGACCACCGCAACGGCGACGCUGGGCUCCGGAGUUGCCGCCGCGGCCGCGCCCAUGAUGGCCGCCGCGAGGAGGCGCAUCCGGCAGCACUCCGAGGCUGCCCCGGUCAAGCAGCGGUCGCUGCAAGGGGCGCGGCGGUGGCGUGAUCAACUUAGCGCGACGACGACAGGUACAAAUAUUUAAAAAUGCAAAGCUUGCCAGGAAUCCUGGGCCCCCAGCGCCGUGGCAUAGGCUGCUCUCAACAAGG
This is a messenger RNA of Pelagomonas calceolata, 1184 nucleotides long. NCBI's taxonomy places the organism in Eukaryota, Pelagophyceae, Pelagomonadales, Pelagomonadaceae. The record is from the annotation of a GenBank genome assembly.